AUGAAAACGGGACCCACUCGCGCUUUCGCGCCACACCUGAUGACCAGCGCGAUCCUUUUGCGUCUGGGGCUGUUCAUAUUCAGUGUGUGGCAGGAUGAGACACGUUGGCCCGACGGACAGCUGCGGUUCACGGACGUGGACUACGACGUCUUUACGAGGGCGGCGAGGGCGAUGGUGGCCGGGCGAGACAUCUACGAGGCCAGCCCGACUUACCGCUACUCGCCCAUCAUCGCUCUCCUCUUAGCCCCCGGCCACUACGCCAUGGCGUUGUUCAACCUGUCCUCGGGAUACUACUUCAUUGCGUACGCCUUUGGAAAGGUGGUUUUCGUCACCGCGGACAUUCUUUGCGCAAUUGUUCUGCGUGAGAUUAUUUUGGUGGAGCGUACGGUGAGCAUGUUCACUUCCGGUACAAUCACAAGAUUUGACUUUGGUAGACUCUUUAAAAAUCCUGACAACCGCUCAAGAGCCCACUCGGUUUCCUGGUUGGUCGGAAUUUUUUGGCUGUUUAACCCCAUCACGGCGGCUGUCUCUGUUCGCGGUAACGCCGAAUCGGUCCUUGGUUUAUGCGUUCUCGCCUGCCUACUUUGUCUUCUCAAGGGUCGCGUCGCACUCUCAGGCGUUCUCUUCGGUGUCUGCAUUCACCUCAAGCUCUAUCCAAUCAUCUACGCCCCCGUGAUAUAUCUUUACUUGUGCGAAGGGGAUCCUCUAACAUGGGUGACCCUGCUCCUUCCCAAUCGACGGCAUUGGCUAUUUGGUUUUGCCACGCUUUCGUCCUUGUUAGGGCUUACGUGGGCCGGCUAUGCCGUCUACGGAUGGGUAUUCCUUCACCAAGCCUACUUUUACCACUUCACACGCGUCGAUUUCUGGCACAACUUUGCUCCACACUUCUACCCUAUAUAUCUCUUUGAGGGCGUUUUAGCACUGAAUGAAACAGCCUACGAUGUCGAUCUGUUUCCAUACAACCACUUCCCCGUUUGGCUCCUGGACACCUUCUACCAACCAGCGACACUCAGGCAGAUUUAUUCGGUCUUCAAGAUCCUCAUUAUGCUACCUUCGGUCGUCCUAGUGACGGCCCUCUCCUUUCAACUGCGCCACAGACUGAGCUUCGCUUGGUUUGCUGUCACUUUCGUGUUCGUCUCUUUCAAUAAGGUGUGUACUUCUCAAUACUUUCUUUGGUGGCUUGUUCUUCUGCCCGCGGCGCUGGCUCACGUGGAAUCGACACAGAAACACAGCAAAGCGAAGGGACUCCUCGCGGCACUGGCGUCGAAACUGGGCCUUAGUCCCACGGCCAUUCGUCGGUUUGUGGGCUUGGCCAGCCUCUGGCUGGGGAGCCAGGGCUGCUGGCUGUCGAUGGCCUAUCUGCACGAGAUGCAGGGUGGCCGCUUUUGGGGCCGUGGUCUGUGGCUCGCCCUGUGGGCAGCGUCUCUCCUCUUUCUCGCCGCCAAUAUUCUAAUACUAAAGAAAUUGAUGCAGUGGGUGGAUACGGACGCCUCUCGCAGACCUGGCAAAAAGCGCCUCGAUGAUGCACAGACGCACAAGAUCGUCGGUGCGGUCGAACGCCAGAAAGAAGAGGUUGAGGGUGUCAUCCGAAAAAGGCGGGUUCUGGCUACCUCCAAUGAUUAG
Mesocestoides corti is the source of this 1623-nucleotide messenger RNA. The record is from the annotation of a GenBank genome assembly. NCBI's taxonomy places the organism in Eukaryota, Metazoa, Platyhelminthes, Cestoda, Cyclophyllidea, Mesocestoididae.